Messenger RNA from Labrus mixtus (cuckoo wrasse), 1127 nucleotides. It is a transcript of the gene isy1, whose product is annotated as ISY1 splicing factor homolog. Gene Ontology annotation, biological process: generation of catalytic spliceosome for second transesterification step; mRNA 3'-splice site recognition. Bases 117 to 971 code for a protein of 284 amino acids. The record is from RefSeq and is a predicted model, not a curated record. Gene Ontology annotation, cellular component: Prp19 complex; post-mRNA release spliceosomal complex; post-spliceosomal complex. NCBI's taxonomy places the organism in Eukaryota, Metazoa, Chordata, Actinopteri, Labriformes, Labridae. The transcript has 11 exons.
GAAGAACUCGGUGAAGCACUUCCGGUUGGUGUCGGCGUGUGUUGGUCGUUUGAGGAGAAGUUUUUCUGCAGUUCACUGGAUUCUUGUUAAUAAGAAGUUUUAACUCUUCAGCAGAGAUGGCGAGAAACGCAGAGAAGGCCAUGACGGCUCUGGCCCGGUUCAGACAGGCUCAGCUGGAGGAGGGAAAAGUCAAGGAAAGGAGACCGUUCCUGGCCUCAGAGUGCAGUGAACUCCCCAAAGCGGAGAAAUGGAGACGACAGAUCAUCAGCGAGGUCUCAAAGAAAGUGGCUCAGAUCCAGAACGCUGGCCUCGGUGAGUUUAAGAUUCGGGAUCUGAAUGAUGAGAUCAACAAGCUGCUCAGAGAGAAAGGUCACUGGGAGGUCAGGAUCAAAGAACUGGGAGGACCGGACUACGCGAGAGUGGGCCCGAGGAUGCUGGACCACGAGGGGAAGGAGGUUCCUGGUAAUCGAGGGUAUAAAUACUUCGGAGCAGCCCGAGACCUUCCAGGAGUCCGAGAGCUGUUCGAGAAGGAGCCUGCCCCGGCUCUGAGGAAGACGCGGGGGGAGCUGAUGAAGGAGGUGGACGCAGAAUAUUACGGCUACAGAGAUGAAGACGACGGCGUGCUGCUGCCUCUGGAGGCACAGUACGAGAAACAAGCUGUGAUGGAGGCGGUGCAGAAGUGGAAAACAGAGAGAGAGUCUCGUCUGUCGGGCGAUCAACAACAACAAGAGGAGGAGGAAGAGGAGAGCAUCUACACCGUCCACAAAGAAGAGCCCGACGACGAGGAGAGCCGAGAGGAGCAGGAGGGCGAGGAGGGAGGAGUCACCUUCAUGGCACACGUACCUGUUCCCUCACAAAAAGAGGUGGAGGAGGCUCUCGUCAGGAGAAAGAAGAUGGAGCUGUUGCAGCGUUACGCCAGCGAGACUCUUCAGGCUCAGAGUCAGACAGCCAAAACUCUGCUGGGUCUCUAACCUGUCUGUAACCUGUCUGUCUGACUGUGGUCUGUCUGACUGUGACCUGUCUGUCUCUCUCUAACCUGUCUGUGUGAUGUUACCUGUCUGUCUGUCAUGUAAAUAUCUGCUCUGUUUUUGUACUUGGCCUGUUUCAUAUUAAAGCGUUCUUCAGCU